This is a messenger RNA of Psilocybe cubensis, 1371 nucleotides long. RefSeq lists its product as uncharacterized. The record is from RefSeq and is a predicted model, not a curated record. The transcript has 5 exons. Lineage: Eukaryota; Fungi; Basidiomycota; Agaricomycetes; Agaricales; Agrocybaceae. The coding region runs from base 1 to 1371 and encodes 456 amino acids. Gene Ontology annotation, molecular function: RNA helicase activity; ATP binding; nucleic acid binding.
AUGCCGGGGCCUGAAGACGCCAGCACCUCCAAAGAACCCUCAAAAGAUACUCCAGUCACAUUUAAGUCGCUAGGACUUAUAGAUCCCCUUUUGGAAUCCCUUGAACGAGUAGGAUACAAAAAACCUACAGACAUCCAGGUGGAAUCAUUGCCCCAUGCUCUCGAGGGCCGUGAUAUCAUUGGUAUUGCCUCAACGGGUUCAGGAAAAACGGCAGCAUUCGCACUUCCUAUUCUACAGAAACUAUGGGAAGAACCUAAAGGACUAUUUGCGUGCGUGCUUGCCCCCACUCGCGAAUUAGCAUAUCAAAUAUCGGAGCAGUUCGAGGCACUGGGCUCCGCAAUGGGUGUGCGUUGUGCGGUUCUUAUCGGAGGGAUGGAUAUGCCUACCCAGCAAAUAGCUCUCGCCAAGCGACCUCAUAUCAUUAUCGGCACCCCAGGACGUCUGCUUGACCAUCUAGAAACCACAAAGGGAUUUAGUUUGAGAACAUUGAAAUUCUUGGUUCUCGAUGAAGCUGAUCGACUGCUCAACAUGGAAUUCAGCGAAGCAAUUGACAAAAUCCUGAAGCUUAUACCUAAGGAACGGACGACAUACCUUUUCUCUGCUACUAUGACCACAAAAGUAGCCAAAUUACAACGAGCAAGUCUGACCAACCCAGUCAAAGUUGAGAUUUCUUCAAAAUAUCAAACUGUGGACACCUUGCUGCAAUAUUAUCUUUUAAUGCCUUUCAUAGAAAAACAAGCUUACUUUAUUUAUCUUGUACACUCCCUGGCCGGAAAUUCCAUCAUAGUAUUUACUAGGACAAAAGCCGAAGCGCAGAUGCUUUCGAUUAUACUACGGAUAUUAAGCUUUGCAGCCGUGCCAAUUCAUGGUGAUAUGAGCCAGAGUCAACGGUUAGGAGCACUGGCUAAAUUUAAGAGUGGUAGUCGGAAAAUCCUUGUGGCUACAGAUAUUGCUAGUCGUGGUUUGGAUAUCCCCUCAGUUGACGUUGUUAUAAACUACGACGUUCCCCAACAUUCCAAGGAUUACAUUCACCGAGUAGGACGAACAGCCCGAGCAGGACGCUCAGGAAAGGCUAUCACCCUCGUGUCCCAAUACGACGUCGAACUCAUUCAGCGCAUCGAAGAAGUGAUAGGGAAGAAAAUGGUACUGUAUGAAACCGAAGCAGAGGAUAUUGCUGCUCUUAAGGAAAGAGUAGGUGAGGCAUCAAGGGCGGCCAAGAACGAAAUGAAGGACAUGGAGUUGAAUGGCAAGGGGAAAGGCAAAAAACGCCAGCGGGAAGAACACGGCGGACGGGAUGAUAAAGAUCGAGACGAUGAUGUUGUGGAGGCAGGCAUGCCGAUGACCAGGAAAAAAUCGAAGCACAGAAGAUGA